AACACGCCAAAUAGCAUAGUAGAUGCUAAUUCUGGUAAUUUUUGGCAAGGAUCGAACGGCAACUUAAUUCUUCGUAGUGCGAUCAUAUGGAGGAAAAAGGGUAAAUAUUAAGCAUUUGCAGUUACCUUUUUUCUUUUUGGUAUAGUCGUGAGUACCUUUUGUUUUUGGUACAUAUAGCUAGUAAUGAGUAUUCUUUUUAAAUUUUGGCAUGGGGUACAUAUAUAGCAAAAGGUGGACUCAAGAAAAUUAAUGCAGUUUUCUUGUUGGCCAUGCUCAUGUUAUGCACUCUUUUAAGCGUAUAGUUUCUCAAUGGUGGCUGCCCAGAACCAACAGAAAGAAGUAUACAAAGUUGCUUCUAAAAUGCAUAUGCUGUAGAUCUCCUAGAGACGAUAUUGAGCAAAAUGGAUUCAGCUGAUCUAAUCAAUUCAACGGACCAAAAGUGGAUGACUCCUCUUACUCUUGCGGCCUAUAUAGGUAACUUUGUGGCGGUACGCGUAUUGUUACACAAAUUUACUGGAUUGGCAUACAAAGGUGACGAAAAUCAGUUCCUUCUCAUACAUGUGGCGUCCAAAAAAGGCCAUUGCAGGGUUGUAGAAGAGUUUCUCAAUCAUUGCCCCGACUUGAGGGAGUCAUGUGAUGGUGAAGGCCGGAAUAUUCUUCAUGUUGCGGCCGCGCAUGGAAGAGUUAAUGUUGUCCGAUAUAUUAUUGGAAAGCGCAAUCUUCAAGUGCUUAGGAAGCAAAGAGAUCAAAGUGGAAAUACCCCUCUACAUAUAGCCGUCCGAAACUGGCAUCCUAAGAUUGUCAUAAUUCUUUCCCUCUUCCAUGCGUAUGAGAGAGCCAAUUUAAAUAGUUUGAACAAUGCAGGUAUGACGGCAUUGGACCUUGUAGAGAAGACCGAGGUAGAUAAAGAGAUGUUCCUUCGGAGAAAACUGACACUUAUGGCCUUGAACUUGGCUAAUGCUCCACGAUCUGAAGAGCUAACAGCCGCCAAAGCAAAGCUAGUGAUAGAGGAUUCUGUUCUGAAGUCCUUGCACAAUUCUGAUAACUUAAUGUUUUCGAAAGAGAGUGUCAAUACUCUCCUAUUGGUGUCAACGUUGGUGGUUGGUAUAACGUUUGUUCAAGGCUUCACAAUACCAGGUGGAUACAGUAGCUCUGGAAAUGAUGUGGGCACCCCAAUUUUUCUUACGCAUAGCCUAUUCAAAUUUUUCUUGAUAUGCAAUACCGUGGCGAUGUGCGGCUCCAUUACUGCUUCAAUUCCCCUUAUGUGGGCACAAACGCAUGACCCUAAUAUAAUCUAUGCUGCCAUGAGAUUUACCUUAAAGGUGCUAGGCGUAACGCUUACCAUGAUGUCCUCGUCAUUCCUGGCUGGUGUUGCACUGACAGUGUAUCACGUUUUAUGGCUUCGCAUCUUUGUUUAUGCCAUGGGAUUUUUCUUCACCGUCUUCAUAGUAGGGCUCCUUGCUCCUCUCAUGGAUGUUCCAGUUUCCUACGUACCUGGCCCAACACGUGCCUUCUUAUUCUUUAGCUUUUAGCUAUUGAUGUUUGUAAGCGGAUAUAAUUUCGACGAUGAUUGGUCUAAUAGAUGGAGUUUGUAGAAUUUCAAUCAAAAUUUGUGGUAAGUGUUGAAGAUGGCACCAGUCGUUUAUCCUGUAUUACUGCCAACCUUUUCUUUUCUUGUAAUAACUACAUUUCUCUAGAUAAUACCUCUGCUUCCAACUUCCA
Molecule: messenger RNA, 1722 nt
Organism: Malus domestica (apple)
Lineage: Eukaryota; Viridiplantae; Streptophyta; Magnoliopsida; Rosales; Rosaceae
Source: RefSeq, a predicted model, not a curated record